Messenger RNA from Oppia nitens, 819 nucleotides. RefSeq names its product ATP synthase lipid-binding protein, mitochondrial-like (gene ATPsynC). Lineage: Eukaryota; Metazoa; Arthropoda; Arachnida; Sarcoptiformes; Oppiidae. The record is from RefSeq and is a predicted model, not a curated record. The transcript is spliced from 3 exons. Gene Ontology annotation, biological process: proton transmembrane transport; proton motive force-driven ATP synthesis. Gene Ontology annotation, molecular function: proton transmembrane transporter activity. The coding region runs from base 155 to 577 and encodes 140 amino acids.
ACACUACUAUAGUCUAUACACUACUAGUCUAUAGUCUAUAGUAUCGGUCAACACAUGCGCUCAGUUUGUCUUUGCCUUCAUUACAGUCUUCAACAACUCAUACCAAUUCUUUUCGUAUAUUAAUUGUCGUAAAUUAAGACAUCAAUCAUUAGAGAUGGCAUUCAUGGCAUUGAACUCAUGUCAAAUGGGUCUGACCCGAGCACUGCUAUUGAGGGGACAAUCUAUCCGACCUGUAGUGAGUGCCGUCAAUAACAGUCCCGCAAUGAACGGUCAGACAUCAGUUCCGACCAACGAUAAGAUGGUUUGUCUUCAAUUGUUACGUCGUAUUCAUUCAACUGCUGUUCAACGAGAUAUCGAUAGUGCGGCCAAAUUUAUCGGUGCCGGUGCUGCCACUGUUGGUGUGGCCGGUAGUGGAGCUGGUAUUGGUUCGGUGUUCGGCUCACUAAUCAUUGGUUACGCUCGCAACCCAUCCCUUAAACAACAACUGUUUUCUUAUGCCAUUCUUGGAUUUGCUUUGUCUGAAGCCAUGGGUCUCUUCUGUCUUAUGAUGGCUUUCCUCUUAUUGUUCGCCUUUUAAUCAAAUCAUUUACAUAUUAAUUAUGUUUAAAAUUGAAUGAUUAGUUUUUAAGUAAUUAUUUUUGUUUGAAACAAUUUUUCAACAAAUUGUAAAAAUCGCGAUUUUUGAAUAUAUUAUAUUUGAUUUGAUUUAAUUUUAUUAUUAAAUAGAAAUUUUCAAAAUCUUAGGCACUUCUAAAAUAACCGAAAUUAAGUAAAAAUGUAAUAAAGUUUAGUUUUAAAAUUUAAUGUUUGCUUAACUGU